This is a messenger RNA of Poeciliopsis prolifica (blackstripe livebearer), 4081 nucleotides long. RefSeq names its product solute carrier family 12 member 3 (gene slc12a3). Gene Ontology annotation, molecular function: sodium:potassium:chloride symporter activity. The transcript is spliced from 26 exons. Lineage: Eukaryota; Metazoa; Chordata; Actinopteri; Cyprinodontiformes; Poeciliidae. Gene Ontology annotation, cellular component: membrane. Bases 114 to 3179 code for a protein of 1021 amino acids. The record is from RefSeq and is a predicted model, not a curated record. Gene Ontology annotation, biological process: sodium ion transmembrane transport; chloride ion homeostasis; sodium ion homeostasis.
ACUGCGACUCCAUAAUCAACUUCAUUGACGAGCUGCCGCCUGGAUGUGAGGGAAAUACUUCUCAUCCACCGACACGGUUUUGAAAUUUUUCUGAGGUUUCUGCGACAUUUUCAAUGGAGCAUCCAACUGCUAAUGACAAUGUCAACUUGUCUGCAUACAGAACCAACCUUCCACUGUCAGAACUUGAUGGUAAAAGAUCGUCUGGGGGGUUUAAUGAGUCGGAUUAUUAUCAGUGUUACGGUGAUGGCGGUAGAAUGGCAUUCCGUCCAUCUAUUGCUCCAAGUGUCUACGAUACUCUAGACGCUCCACCGCACUAUGAUUUCUACGCCAACAGUCAGGCGUGGGGUCGCAAGAGACGCUUCAGGCCAUCUCUGCAUCAACUGCAUGGUAAUCCUGAGGACGACUCCAGACCUCCCGUGUAUGAGGAGACGGAAGGAGACACGUCUGAAGAUGAGGACAAGCAAAAGGAGCCCCCAGCUGAACCCACCCGCUUUGGUUGGGUGCAGGGAGUCAUGAUUCGCUGCAUGUUAAACAUCUGGGGGGUGAUCUUGUACCUGAGACUGCCUUGGAUCACAGCUCAGGCUGGUAUCGGUAUGACCUGGGUCAUCAUUUUGCUGUCGUCUACUAUAACCGGGAUCACUGGUCUCUCCACCUCAGCCAUAGCCACCAACGGAAAAGUCAAAGGAGGCGGUACCUACUUUCUGAUAAGCCGCAGCCUCGGCCCAGAGCUGGGCGGCUCUAUUGGCUUGAUCUUUGCUUUUGCCAAUGCUGUGGCUGUGGCAAUGCACACUGUGGGCUUUGCUGAGACUGUCACCGACCUCAUGAGGGAACAUGACGCUGUCAUGGUGGACCGAACGAACGACAUCCGCAUCAUUGGGAUCAUCACCGUAACAUUGCUGCUAGGGAUUUCAAUGGCAGGCAUGGCGUGGGAGUCAAAGGCCCAGAUUUUGUUUUUCCUUGUCAUCAUGGUGUCAUUUGCCAGUUACAUCGUUGGAACCAUCAUGCCUCCGACUUUGGAGAAACAAGCCAAAGGAUUCUUUAGCUACCAAGCUGGUAUUUUUGCUGCCAAUUUUGUACCCAACUGGCGGGGUCCAGAGGGCAGUUUCUUUGGCAUGUUCUCGAUUUUCUUCCCAUCUGCUACGGGCAUCCUGGCAGGAGCCAACAUCUCUGGAGAUCUGAAGAAUCCAACAGUAGCUAUUCCUCGAGGGACACUGUUGGCGAUUUUCUGGACGACCUUUUCCUACAUUGUCAUCUCUGCAACUGUUGGAUCGUGUGUGGUUCGGGAUGCCUCUGGCUCUCUAAAUGAUACUUUGUCCUCUUCAACGCCCGAGGACGCCUGCGUAGGUUUAGGAUGUCAGUAUGGAUGGGAUUUCACCGAGUGCAUUAACAAUAAUACCUGCACCUAUGGCAUUAGUAACUACUACCAGUCACUUAGCAUGGUGUCAGCCUUCGCCCCUCUCAUCACUGCCGGUAUAUUUGGAGCAACUCUGUCCUCAGCUUUGGCAUGCCUGGUGUCUGCUCCCAAGGUGUUUCAGUGUCUCUGUAAGGACCAGCUCUACCCUCUCAUUGGUUUCUUCGGCAAAGGAUACGGCAAAAACCACGAACCACUCAGAGCCUACCUAUUGACGUACAUCAUAGCUGCCUGUUUUGUUAUCAUUGCUGAGUUGAAUACCAUCGCUCCGAUCAUCUCCAACUUCUACCUCUGCUCCUACUCUUUGAUCAAUUUCAGCUGCUUCCAUGCGUCAAUCACCAAUUCACCUGGUUGGCGUCCGUCCUUCAGAUUCUACAGCAAGUGGCUGUCGCUACUCUGUGCUGUAAUUUGUGUGGUGAUCAUGUUCCUGCUGACCUGGUGGGCGGCUCUUAUCGCGAUCGGAGUUGUUAUAUUCCUCUUGGGAUACACGCUGUACAAAAAGCCAGAUGUAAACUGGGGCUCAUCACUCCAAGCAAGCUCCUACAAUCUGGCGUUGAAUCAUUGCGUGGGUCUGAACCUUGUGGAGGACCACGUCAAGAACUACAGGCCCCAGUGUUUGGUGCUCACAGGUCCUCCCAGCAGUCGUCCAGCUCUCUUGGAUCUCGUCAACUGUUUCACAAAGAACCUCAGUCUGAUGAUGUGUGGAAAUGUGGUCACUGAUGAAUCUUCCCCAUCAACUCUGGAAAAGGCAAGCAGUAACAGCCACGUCUCCUGGUUGAACCAAAGGAAGAUAAAGUCAUUUUAUAGGGGAGUUGUGGCUUCGGAUCUACGCUGUGGGGUUAACAUGCUGCUUCAGGGGGCAGGAUUGGGUCGAAUAAAGCCAAACGUUUUGCUGAUGGGUUUCAAGAAAGACUGGCGCUCCGAGCCAUGUCUCGCUGCACACAACUACAUAGAAAUCCUGCAUGACGCCUUCGACCUGCAAUUUGGAGUGUGUGUGCUGAGGAUGAAAGAGGGUUUAGAUGUCUCCCAUCCACCUAAGUCACACGUUAAUCAAGGUUUUGAUGAGGGACAGGACAUCAGCUCCAUCUCUCCCUCCUCCCUCAUUCGAACAAGCACAGCAUCUUCUGUCACUGUCGAUCUCGAGCCACAACUCACCACCGUGUUCCAGAAAAAGCAAGGGAAGAAGACCAUUGACGUUUACUGGCUGUCUGAUGACGGAGGUCUGACGCUGCUGCUGCCAUACCUGCUGACUCGCAGGAAGCGCUGGGCCAGGUGUAAGGUCCGAGUUUUUGUUGGAGGGGAAAAAGACAAAAAGGACGAGCAGAAAGAAGAGGUUUUGUCUCUCAUCAAGAGGUUCCGUCUCGGUUUCCAAGAUGUUGAAGUGAUUUCUGACAUCUACGAAAACCCUCAGCCUGUCAAUGUCCAUCAUUUCGAGAACAUGAUUGGUCGCUUCAGGGUGGACGCGAAUCCUAAGCAGGACUCCGAUUCUGACCCUCCAAGACAGCAGGCGGCACCUUGGAUGAUCACUAACCAGGAUUUAGAGAGGAACAUGGCUAAGUCCCUCCGUCAGAUUCGUCUGAAUGAAGUGCUGCUGGAUUACUCCAGAGAUGCAGCUCUGGUUGUGAUCACCAUGCCGGUGGGGAGGAGAGACGGGUGUCCCAGUUCUCUGUACCUGGCUUGGCUCGACGUCUUGUCCCGGGAUCUUAGACCGCCGGUCCUGAUGGUCAGAGGAAACCAAGAGAGCGUUCUUACUUUCUAUUGCCAAUAAAAAAAAUUUCCACUAAUUAUGUUUUUUUUAAAAAGGAAAUGCUGUAGGGCCUUGAGAGCUGAAAAACCUACUAUAUUUUAAUGUAACAUGUGCAAUUCAAUCCGACAUCACAAUAAUAUAGAUGUUUGAAAAGUAGCCUAGACGCAAAAAAAAUAAUUUCCCAUUUCCAGGGUUCCUUUUUUAAGGAUUUAUGGUCAUUUUGUCUCCAUUAAUUUUCAAUUUAAUGACAUUUGGGGUAAAAAGUGUGGCAUGUCUGCUUUACUUUUUAACACCUUUUCUGAUUUAUUCAAAAUUUGGGUUGACAGUGAAAAAUGUGAGCGAUUUGCUUCCAAGACUUAAUUAUGUAAUUUAUUAAAACACAAUAGCAUAAUAUUACAUUAAAAUGACAAUCUAAAUCAAGGCCCAUUUCUAUAUCAAUGCCUAAUUUAAUAAGCUUUAUAUUUGUAAUUGUUUCACACUGUCAGUCAAAUACUUACAUAUGACAUAGUUUCUAUAACCAACACAAAGUAGUGCAUGAUUGUGAAGUGUAAGGAAAUUAUUUUCUGUUUUCACAAUUUUUCGAAAUAAAAAUCUGAAAAUUGUGACAAAGUCUGGCAAAUCACAAACACAAUUUUUGAUCUUCUGUCAUUCAACUUCACGCUAUGAAGAUAUGGUUAUUAGAAAUGAAUAAGCCAAUUAAGCUGUCGACUUAUACGUUUCGGCAUGUUUCUUGGUACACUGCUCCUGUAGUUAAUUCAACUGUUUGUUUUCAUUAAAUAGCCUUUAAUAAAUCAAAAUUUCCUUUCUAAUUCUGACAUGUUGCAAAGUACAUUAAUAAUGUGACAGCUUUAUCUUUUCUUGUUUUCAUUCAAACAGUAUAUGUGUGUGAUUAAUCAGCUUGGAUUAAAAAAUGUCAUAAUUUA